AACAAACAGAAUAAUAGAAUCUAUCAUUGGGUUAGAUAGUGGAUAGGGUAGUCCCAACCCUAGGGUGAUCGGUUCCAUCGGGAACGAGCCUUGAGACAAAAUACCUACAAAAUGGUAGAAGUCUCAGUACAUGAUAACCGAGGAGUAGCGAAUAGCACAUUUAAAGAUAUCCUCAUUAGUCCUAACAAUGAUGACGUCAUCAUUCCAAUCAGUACGACGUUCGACAAAGCCGUAUUACACAUUGGUAUAGGGAACGGAUGUGGUAUAUUUAUAGAAAAGUUUGGUAUGAAGAAUGGUAAGGAGUUGAAAACUUCAGUGAAAUAUGCCACCCGAAAGUUCACAGACGCUCGUCAGCAAAGGAGAAACAAAGGUAAAGACCGAAAGGCAAGCAAAAGUGAAGAUAUUGAGAAGAUUGUAGAUGAAAGUGGUGAAAAGUUUAUGAGAGACAUUCCAAGUAUGAAAAAGAAAGAUAGACAGAUGGCUAGGCUAUUUGACCAUCUUUUGGCUCAGGCACCAACGGAAAACAAAAGUGGUAUUGAUACAAUAUCAGACACUAAACCUCUGAAAGAAAGCAAAUCUGUAGAUACCGAAAGCGACAUUGGUGCCACUGAUGAAAGUAUUCAAUCAAUAAUUGGGACAGUUUUAACAUCUGACAUAAAGAAUGACGUACAUGGAAAACAUAUGAAUGAUAAGGAAAUUGCUCGAAUUACUGCACCAAGUUUUGAUAAUCAAAUCCUGGUUGGGCCAAAUAUGAACAUCCAUUUCUACAAGCUAAAUGAAACACGUUUUAAUGCAGAGAGGACAACUUCAUUUGAAGCCAUAGAUAAAGCUUAUCAAGAGGAAAUGUUACAGAUUUCAUUUGAAAAAGAGGCAGGUGCAUAUAAACCAAAUCACAUUCGACCUUCGAAUGAAACUGGUUUUCCACUUGAAGACGAUAUGCAUAUUUAUCUGGAUGAAAUUUUUGUAAUCUCAAAACGAGGCACACAAAUGUUUGAUGAAUUUGUAUCAGCAACUAAAGAGAUGAGAACAAACGACAAACGACCAGAGGAUGUACCAGGAAGCGAAUCGACGAGUGCAAUUGUAGAUAUAGAUAAAGGUAACACAGAAGAAAACAGCAAUUUGUUUGGAGUUGUGCUUGGUCCAAUUUCAUGUGAUACAUUUGUAGAUAGAGCAGCCGAUAACGACAGCGAUACUUUAGAUGAUAUCGGCCCGGAUACGUUUGGUGACUUUCUAGACAAAGAGUCAGAUGAUUCAAUGAGUAAAGAAAAGGGUGACAGACAGAUGGCUUGGCUAUUCGACCAUCUUUUGGUUCAGGCACCAACGGAAAACAAGAGUGGUAUUGAUACAAUAUCAGACACUAAACCUCUGAAAGAAAGCAAAUCUGUAGAUACCGAAAGCGACAUAAGUGUCACUGAUGAAAGUAUUCAAACAAUAAUUGGGACAGUUUUAACAUCUGACAUGUGGAAUGACGUACAUGGAAAACCUAUGAAUGAUAAAGAAAUUGCUCGAAUUACUGCACCAAGUUUUGAUAAUCAAAUCCUGGUUGGGCCAAAUAUGAACACUCAUUUGUACAAGCUAAAUGAAACACGUUUUAAUGCAGAGGGGACAACUUCAUUUGAAGACAUAGGUAAAGCUUAUCAAGAGGAAAUGUUACAGAUUACAUUUGAAAAAGAGGCAGGUGUCUCUAAACCAAAUCACAUUCGACCUUCGAAUGAAACUGGUUUUCCACUUGAAGACGAUAUGCAUAUAUAUCUGGAUGAAAUUUUUGUAAUCUCAAAACGAGGCACACAAAUGUUUGAUGAAUUUGUAUCAGCAACUAAAGAGAUGAGAACAAACGACAAACGACUAGAGGAUGUACCAGAAAGCGAAUCGACGAGUGCAAUUGUAGAUAUAGAUAAAGGUAACACAGAAGAAAACAGCAAUUUGUUUGGAGUUGUGCUUGGUCCAAUUUCAUGUGAUACAUUUGUAGAUAGAGCAGCCGAUAACGACAGCGAUACUUUAGAUGAUAUCGGCCCGGAUACGUUUGGUGACUUUCUAGACAAAGAGUCAGAUGAUUCAAUGAGUAAAGAAAAAGGUGAUAGACAGAUGGCUUGGCUAUUCGACCAUCUUUUGGCUCAGGCACCAACGGAAAACAAAAGUGGUAUUGAUACAAUAUCAGACACUAAACCUCUGAAAGAAAGCAAAUCUGUAGAUACCGAAAGCGACAUUAGUGUCACUGAUGAAAGUAUUCAAUCAAUAAUUGGGACAGUUUUAACAUCUGACAUAAGGAAUGACGUACAGGGAAAACCUAUGAAUGAUAAAGAAAUUGCUCGAAUUACUGCACCAAGUUUUGAUAAUCAAAUCCUGGUUGGGCCAAAUAUGAACAUCCAUUUCUACAAGCUAAAUGAAACACGUUUUAAUGCAGAGGGGACAACUUCAUUUGAAGCCAUAGAUAAAGCUUAUCAAGAGGAAAUGUUACAGAUUUCAUUUGAAAAAGAGGCAGGUGUCUAUAAACCAAAUCACAUUCGACCAUCGAAUGAAACUGGUUUUCCACUUGAAGACGAUAUGCAUAUAUAUCUGGAUGAAAUUUUUGUAAUCUCAAAACGAGGCACACAAAUGUUUGAUGAAUUUGUAUCAGCAACUAAAGAGAUGAGAACAAACGACAAACGACUAGAGGAUGUACCAGAAAGCGAAUCGACGAGUGCAAUUGUAGAUAUAGAUAAAGGUAACACAGAAGAAAACAGCAAUUUGUUUGGAGUUGUGCUUGGUCCAAUUUCAUGUGAUACAUUUGUAGAUAGAGCAGCCGAUUACGACAGCGAUACUUUAGAUGAUAUCGGCCCGGAUACGUUUGGUGACUUUCUAGACAAAGAGUCAGAUGAUUCAAUGAGUAAAGAAAAAGGUGAUAGACAGAUGGCUUGGCUAUUCGACCAUCUUUUGGCUCAGGCACCAACGGAAAACAAAAGUGGUAUUGAUACAAUAUCAGACACUAAACCUCUGAAAGAAAGCAAAUCUGUAGAUACCGAAAGCGACAUUGGUGCCACUGAUGAAAGUAUUCAAUCAAUAAUUGGGACAGUUUUAACAUCUGACAUGAAGAAUGACGUACAUGGAAAACAUAUGAAUGAUAAGGAAAUUGCUCGAAUUACUGCACCAAGUUUUGAUAAUCAAAUCCUGGUUGGGCCAAAUAUAAACACUCAUUUGUACAAGCUAAAUGAAACACGUCUUAAUGCAGAGGGGACAACUUCAUUUGAAGACAUAGGUAAAGCUUAUCAAGAGGAAAUGUUACAGAUUACAUUUGAAAAAGAGGCAGGUGUCUCUAAACCAAAUCACAUUCGACCUUCGAAUGAAACUGGUUUUCCACUUGAAGACGAUAUGCAUAUUUAUCUGGAUGAAAUUUUUGUAAUCUCAAAACGAGGCACACAAAUGUUUGAUGAAUUUGUAUCAGCAACUAAAGAGAUGAGAACAAAAGACAAACAACUAGAGGAUGUACCAGAAAGCAAACCGACGAGUGCAUUUGUAGAUAUAGAUACAGGUAACACAGAUGAAGACAGCAAUUUCUUAGGAGAUGUGUUUGACAAAGAUCAAAGAGGUCCAAUUCCAUGUGAUACAUUUAUAGAUAGAGCAGCCGAUAAUGACAGCGAUACUUUAGAUGAUAUCGGCCCGGAUACGUUUGGUGACUUUCUAGAUAAAGAGUCAGAUGAUUCAAUGAGUAAAGAAAAAGGUGCAGUUGAUGAAACGUCAGAAAGAUUGACAAAACAAAAAGAUAAUACCAGCAUCAGCCGAGCACUGUGA
This is a messenger RNA of Ruditapes philippinarum (Manila clam), 3768 nucleotides long. RefSeq lists its product as uncharacterized. The record is from RefSeq and is a predicted model, not a curated record. The transcript is spliced from 3 exons. Bases 112 to 3768 code for a protein of 1218 amino acids. Lineage: Eukaryota; Metazoa; Mollusca; Bivalvia; Venerida; Veneridae.